This is a messenger RNA of Leptinotarsa decemlineata (Colorado potato beetle), 2738 nucleotides long. It is a transcript of the gene Alg9, whose product is annotated as alpha-1,2-mannosyltransferase Alg9. Gene Ontology annotation, cellular component: endoplasmic reticulum membrane. The record is from RefSeq and is a predicted model, not a curated record. Lineage: Eukaryota; Metazoa; Arthropoda; Insecta; Coleoptera; Chrysomelidae. Gene Ontology annotation, biological process: protein N-linked glycosylation. Gene Ontology annotation, molecular function: alpha-1,2-mannosyltransferase activity.
AAAUUCAGGAAUUUUGAUACAAGGUUAUGGUUGAUAGAAUGGAAAUGUUAUGAUAAUAAGUUUUUUGAAAAUAAUUAAGAGAAUGACGAAAAGCCAGCUGUCUUUCAGACUCCGACAAAAUGCUCCUAAGUCAACGCGUAAAGAAUCCCGAGAAAAGGGGCACAAGAAAACAGUUAAAGCUCAAGUCAGCAAAACAGAUACAAAUAACACUGGACUAAUUUUCCCAUCUGGUGAUACAGCUUUCAAGUUUCUCUUGGUGGCUAGAUUUUUUGCUGCAAUAUGGUCACACAUAUCUGACUGCGACGAGACUUUCAAUUACUGGGAACCCAUGCACUAUUUAAUAUUUGGGAAAGGAUUGCAAACAUGGGAAUACAGCCCCGAGUUUGGAUUGAGAUCAUAUUUUUAUUUGAUGCUCCAUGCUGCACCUGCAUGGUUUUACCAAAAGCUGUUACAGCCUAAUCCACUACUGAUGUUUUAUUUCAUCAGGUGCCUUCUUGGUUUGAUUUGCGCCUCUGCUGAGGUUUAUUUCUACAAAGCUGUUUGCCGAGAAUUUGGAGUACAUAUCGGAAGGAUUUGUUUAGCUUUUCAGUUGUUUUCGGCAGGAAUGUUCAUUUCAAGUACAGCUUAUUUGCCUUCUAGUUUUGCUAUGUAUGCAGCUGCAGCUGCAUGUGCGGCAUGGUGGCAACAGCAAUUUGAACUAUCAAUAUUUUUCACCGCGCUUGGUUCACUUUUGGGUUGGCCUUUCGCAGCUCUACUGGGAAUACCAAUUGCUUUUGAUAUACUAGUUAGAAAAAAAUUGAUAAUUGAUUUUGCUGCUUGGUCUGCAUUAUGUGCUCUUGUCAUUCUAAUACCGAUGGUAAUAAUUGAUUCCAUGAUAUUUGGACGUUUUAUCAUUGCCCCUCUUAAUAUUGUGAAGUACAAUGUUUUCGGAGGUGCUGGUCCCAGUUUAUAUGGAACAGAACCAUUCUCAUUUUACUUGUUGAAUGGAUUUGUGAACUUCAAUUUCAUUUGGGUCUUUGCCCUUUUGAGUCCCAUAGCAAUAACGAUGAAUCAUUUCUUUGUACCUGCCAAAAAUAAGUGCACCGUUUAUCUGCCUUACUGGCUAUCGCUGAGUCCUAUGUACCUGUGGUUGUUAGUUUUUAUGUUUCAAGAGCAUAAAGAAGAAAGAUUUCUAUUUCCCAUUUAUCCACUGAUUUGUCUCAGUGGGGCUAUAACUGUAGAUGUAAUACAGAAGCUUUGCUUUAGAAUUUGGAAUAUGGUGAAAAAAAUUCCGGUAGGCACCCAUUACUUGGAUAAGACAAUGUUUAUAGUGGUACUGACUAUUGCGAUAACGUCUGUGCUGGGGGUUUCGAGAGUGUUCUCCCUUCAUCAGAAUUAUCAUGCACCUCUAGACUUGAUGAUGGAACUGAACAGAUACCCAUCGGAAACGAAAAUACUAGAGAGGGCUCAAGUUAACGUCUGUUUUGGAAAAGACUGGCACAGAUAUCCAGGCUCUUUUUUUUUACCAAACACUAAUUGGAAUAUAAGAUUCAUUAAAUCUGAAUUCGAUGGUAUGUUACCAGCCCCCUAUUCGGAGGGACCCAAUGCCACAACGAUCAUUCACGAAUAUUUCAACGAUAAAAAUGAGGAAGUUCCUAGCCUCUAUUUUGAUCUCAGUAAAUGUCACUUUCUGUUAGACCUGGAUUUGGGAAGAGAAACAAAAUUAGAACCAAUAUAUGCAAAACAGAAAGAUAGGUGGAAGACUAUCAAAAGUUUUGAGUUUUUGAAUUCGGAAGCAUCAAAUCGGUAUUUUAGAUCGUUUUUCAUACCAUAUUUUACUAAUAAGUACGUUGUGUAUGGGAAUUUUAGUUUGUUGAAGUCAACCAAAGUUAAAAUUAAGUAGGUGAGUUGUGUCCGAGCUUACAAUGGUUGAGAUAUGACCAAUUUUCUAAAAUUUUUAUAGCUACCGUCUCUAUUACAUUCCCUGUAACAGUGAGAAUUGAUGCAUUGACUGAUAUUUCAGGUAUCAACGAUUUAUUUCAAAUGUAAAUACCUUUCCAGGGAGUUUCUAGUCAUAAUUAUUUUUUGUUGACUUAUUUAAUAUCCGACUAUGAUAUAAAACCGAUUGAUGAUGUGAAUUGACAUACUACUCAAGAUGUUUUCAAGGUUUGUCUCACAUGAAAUAUUGGUAUUCUUGUGCUUUGUUCCUGUCGACAAAUAAUAUAUCUGCUCAUAGAAAUCAUUAUUUUCUAACCUUACCUAGCUUUCCAAAUGGCUCUUUAUCUUUCAAAAUUAUUUACCAUUGCAUUUGGAUUAGAGAAACAAUAACAAAAAAUGGAAGUACUCAAGAAUCUGCCAAGGUGAAGAAAUCUGAUUUUAGCAAUAUCUUGUCAUCCUUAGACCAAACUUCCCGGCAAAUAGAAUAUUUCAGUGAGUUGAAAGUCGAAUCAGAAGAACACGAAAAGCCAAUCUAAAAAUAAAACACAUGACAUUGAAAUGGACAAAACUUUUGAAAAAACUCAAUAAUUACUAAGCAAAUUUUGAAGCUUCAGACAUGUAUGCAAGUCCAAAAAAUACCAAUAUUUUAUUUGGCAUAGUUCUGUCGAUAACUUAAACUUUUUCUAGCGUCCAACCUUGGAUAUUAUCAGGUUUAUAGCAGAUUGAUCUGAUCCAUUCUAUACACUUACCUGAGUAACUUUUCUCGAUUCUUUACAUUAGUUUACUAAAACACUGAUCUGUUAUUUGGUGAAAAUUAAUAA